Molecule: messenger RNA, 3299 nt
Organism: Amphiprion ocellaris (clown anemonefish)
Lineage: Eukaryota; Metazoa; Chordata; Actinopteri; Pomacentridae
Product: G-protein coupled receptor 135
Exons: 3
Coding region: 62-1807 (581 amino acids)
Biological process (GO): G protein-coupled receptor signaling pathway
Cellular component (GO): membrane
Molecular function (GO): G protein-coupled receptor activity
Source: RefSeq, a predicted model, not a curated record
AAGGCGGAGCUUCAGAGAAGGAGAUGGUAGUGGAAACAAACAGACAUAGAGAUGCGAGUACAUGAGUUCGUCCAAAUCUUGUUCACACCAGCGAUUCGGGCAGCGGCUCUCGUCUGGUUCCAAGGCUGUGGUUCGGAGAGAAGGACGAGCAGAGAGCAGAAGAGCAGGAACAGAUCCGCUGUUCUCCGGUGACGUGUUUCCUCCAGCAGCAAAGCACAGCCGAAGAAAAACAAGCGGCUUUCCAUCCAAAGGAUUCCACAGGCCAGCAUCUGAACAGCACAUGUACAAUACUGAUACACGGAGGGAUGAGUUUUUUUUGUCUUGUUUUUGUGCUUCAUCAAUGGAUUCACCUGUUAGCACAGCCCUUCGGGGCAGCAGUGGCAGCAACUACACAGCUGACUCCCCAGGUCCAAGCUUCAUCAACCAGCUGGGAACUGUCUCACCUGUUGUGCCAAGGGUUGUUUCCAUAGUGACCAGCCUAGUGACUGCCACCAUAGAGGCUACAGUGCAAACCACUGGAAACCUAUCAGCAUUCAAAGACCAAAGAGGGAGUGAAUUCAGUCAAAUCCAUCAGGCAUCCACCCCAUCGGUGCUGAGCACCGCUGAGAGUAACUCUGUUCUACAUGGAAUCACAGUGGCAACUCAGGCCCUGGUACUCCUCUCCAUCUUCCUCCUGUCCAGUCUUGGUAACUCGGCAGUUGUCAUUGUUAUCAUCAAACACAGACAGCUCAGAACGGUGACCAAUGCCUUCAUCAUGUCGCUGUCGCUAUCAGACUUCCUCACUGCUGUUUUAUGUCUGCCAUUCUCCUUUGCCAUGCUCUUCAGUAAGGAUGGUAUCUGGAUAUUCGGGGAUCGUUUCUGUGUUGCCAAUGGUUUUUUCAACACAUGCUUUGGUAUUAUUUCCAUCCUGACUAUGACUUUGAUCUCCUUUGACAGGUACUAUGCCAUUGUCAAACAGCCACAGGCUAAAAUAGGGCGCCAGAAAGCAACUCAGUUGUUGAUAGCUGUGUGGUUAAUUGCAGUCAUUUUCUCACUUCCUUGGUAUCUGUUAGUCCGAACACCUACGGAAUUCCACAAGCGAGGUUUCUACCACUGCAUGUAUGUGUUCCACUCUGGUACCUCGCGCAUGGGAACACCUUAUAGCAUCUGCCUUAUUGUUAUAUGUUAUUUACUGCCCUUUUCCCUGAUGUGUUUUUGUCAUUAUAACAUCUGUAAGACUGUUCGGCUCUCUGAAAUACGAGUCAGGCCAGUGACCACAUAUGCUUACUUAUUGCGAUUUUACAGUGAAAUGCGAACAGCCACCACAGUUCUGAUAAUGAUUGUUUUCAUUAUUUUUUGCUGGGGGCCAUAUUGUUUAAUGGGAUUGGUUACAGCAAUAGGGGACUACACAUUCAACCCUGCAAUGGACACUGUGGCUAUCUGGUUAGCCUGGGCAAACGGAGCUAUCAACCCUCUGAUCUAUGCUCUGAGGAACCCCAAUAUAGCCAUGUUACUGGGGCGCAGCAGGGAAGAAGGCUAUCGGACCAGAAAUAUUGCUGCGUACCUCUCCAGUCAAACCCAGAACCAUGAGAUCCGCCUUAACCAAGCAGAGAGGAUAAGGGACCGCUAUGUGAGUCGAGUUGGGGGGAAUAAUAGCAGCCGGCUGUCAAGUUCAAGCCCUGGAAAAGCAGGAGGGGGAGGAGAGGUGGCAAUGUGGGCUUGUAAAAAUCCUGCUGUGUUCUUCUGCAGGGACGCCCAGCAUGACAAUGUAACACUACCCAACUCUGUCAGUGCUGCAAAGAUGAGGACGGCUGACACCAGCCUGUGAGAUUCUAUAUUCUUGACCACCUAAUGAUUGUUUUUGUCUCAUCUGUGUUAGUGGUGUGAAUCUAGAUUGUGAGAAUACCUAAUUGUGCUUACUACUCCUUAGUUCAUAGACUCUCAGAAUGUUUAAGAUGGCAGAUUUUACUUAAAGAAUUAGGCAGAUCCAUUGAGUUGUUGAUAAUUCAUAUUAAAUUGCAGAACUAUUUGGAUAUAUGGGAAUUCAAAAGUUAUCACAAUAAACAUUUUAUUUAAGCACCUUUGUACAACAGUUACAGAUAAAUUACAUUUCUCACUUAUUUUGGAGGACACUUAACCCUUUGAUGCACAACAUGGGUCAAAAGUGACCCAUAUUCAAUGGAAAAUGGAUAUCUCUUGACCCAUGUUAUUGUUACACACAUGAAGACAGAGACAUGGACACUUGUGUAACAGGAUGACUUUAUUCUGUAAACACAGAAAGGACAGCUUUUCAAGCAAUGGCUUCUCUGUAAUGACUCCGUCUACACAGCUUCCGCUUGAACUGAGCUGUCUGGGAAGUCAGUCUUUCUCAUGCGCCACUACUGCCAUAUUCUGGUGUAAAUUGGUAUAGCACCAGAAACAACUGUUAACUAAUGCAGGUGAGUACAUGCCACAGAGUACAAACAAUUAAAACACAAAAAGUUAAAACAUUCAUAAAAUGAAAAGUUGUUGAGGGGUGUUUUUUUUACAGUCAAAUAGUCCUUGGUACCCCACCAUGCAUCAAAGGGUUAAUUCAUUUCAAUCCAUGGGACAGCUUGAAGGAUCCCUGGAACACCAUCAGUAAUAUAGAAGCAGUGGACAGAACAUUUAUGUAGGAAAUGGAGCUUUUGCUUGUGCUAGAAGGUCUUUUAUCAGAUAUUAUUUCACAAAAAUGCAGCAUAUGUGGAGAACUAAUGAAAAGAUGUUUCUUUAAUCCUACAUGUGCCGUUCUUAAAGCAGAUAAGUCCAUGUCAUUUUCAGAGUCCUCACUAAAAAAGCGCAUCUACUGGUAAAAUGCUUCACACUAUCUAAUGUUACAUUUUCCUAUCCCAAUAUCAGUCUAGUCAUUAUUCUCAUGUGAUCAUGAGAAUAAUGACUAUCUAUACUAAUGACUUCUCAAGACUAAUGAUGUCAGAAAACAAAGGCAAACUAUAGGAUGUAACAUCUGAUGAUGUAGUUCAGACCAGGAAGUGGCACAGAGAAUUCAUGUUGCAAAAAAGGUGAUACUAUAGGAUUAGUGAGCAUUUGCGGGGAUGACUGUCAAACUACUGCACCAGGGAAGCUAACCACUAGCCAGCAGGGAACAUGCUACCAACACCGAGUUACAAUAACUCUUCAGACAACCAUUAGCUGUAAAGCGUGUGGAAUGAACGCAGUUUGUUCAAAACAAAGAACUGUACUGUUGAUUAUUGUCAAAUAAUUUUCUCCAAACUGUACCUCUUUUGUGAAGCAGUUUAUACUCUGAUAGAACAGUGUUAUAAUAAAGUGAAUAGGGCAACAUA